AUGGGGGAAUACAAAAAGGGCGUUAUCUCGCCUCCGCUGAAACAUGUCGCUCGCUUCCUGGUUCUUGCCGGCGUCAAUUGCGGCGCCAUCUACCGGAAGCCCCAUUGCGAGUCUCUCGCGGAACAGGUGAAGGCCUCGGUGCCAGAGUUGACCUCGGUUAGCUCCGCUCUUGUAUCGGCGAAUAGCCUUAACAUCACUUCGGUCUUCAACUCCGCGUCGUUCUGUCGGUUCAAUGGCACCGUUCCGUACGCAGAGAACAACACGGUUCUCUUUGAGGUUUGGUUGCCAGAGACCGGAUCUUACAAUGGAAGAUUCCUGGCCAUCGGCAACGGAGGAUUGGCUGGCACGAUUGACUAUGCGGCAAUGGUAGAAAACCUCAACAAGGGAUUUGCCACAGCGGGAGGCGACAGCGGACAUCGCGCGGCCCAUAACAACGGCGGUGAUGCUUACCCCGGAGGAAUUUACCUCCCAUUCCUGCAUGAUCGAAACCAGGUUCUCGCAUGGAUUAGAAACUCGAUUGCGCUCUUCACUGCCCCGGCAAAGCAGAUCGCCAGCCUCUGGUACUCUCACCUCGCCCUCUCCUUCUUGUGGAACCAGCAAGUGUCGUUGGACUCGGCCUUUAUCCCCCAGGAAACGCUCACCUUCAUCCGCGACUCCAUCCUCGACAAAUGCGACACUCUAGACGGCGUCGCCGAUCGCGUCAUCGAGAACCCUUUGGCCUGCUCCUUCGACCUCUCCACGCUCGCCUGCACGUCCUCCUCAACCAACGCAUCAACCUGCCUCACCCCAGCUCAAAUUACCGCAGCCGAGCAAAUCUACGCCGGCCCGCGUCACUCCCAAGCUAACGCCAGCUUGUAUCCCGGCUUCGACCUCGGCAGCGAGUCGGAGUGGAUCAACCAAGAAGGCCGUCUGUCUCUCUCCUUUUCGCUUCCUCUGCUGCAGAACAUGGUCUUUGAUGAUCUGAGCUACAACGGUAGCACGUUCGACUGGGCUACCGAUGUUCGAGCGCUGGAUGAGAAGGUUGGGAGCUUGAUUGACUCGAUCAGCACCAACUUGACUGCGUUCAAGGGGCACGGGGGCAAAUCGAUUGUUACCCAGGGAUGGCCUGAUCCGUACAAUGCUGCGACGUGGCCGAUUCAGCAUUUGGAGGAUGUGGAGAAGGUUACUGGCGAUAGGAAAGAUUGGGCUUCGCUGUUUAUGGUUCCUGGAGGCGGUCACUGUGGCGGCGCUUCGUCGUAUCCUCAAGUUCCCAGCAAGCAGAGUUCGCUCGAGGCGCUGGUUGAGUGGGUGGAGAAGGGGGCAGCACCGACUGAGUUGCUUGGAAGCGAGCCAGCAGAUGGAAGCAGCAGGACGAGGAAGCUUUGCCCCUGGCCACAGACUGCAAAGUUGCUUGGAACAAAUGCUUAUGACUCGGGGUCAUAUGUCUGUUCAUAG
Colletotrichum aenigma is the source of this 1434-nucleotide messenger RNA. Its product is annotated as putative esterase. Bases 1 to 1434 code for a protein of 477 amino acids. The transcript has 6 exons. The record is from RefSeq and is a predicted model, not a curated record. NCBI's taxonomy places the organism in Eukaryota, Fungi, Ascomycota, Sordariomycetes, Glomerellales, Glomerellaceae.